AUGGGAACAGGAAAGAAGAAGAUACAGAUCGAGAAAAUCACAAAAGAAACGUCUAGAAUGGUUACAUUCUCUAAAAGACGCAAAGGGCUUUUCAAAAAAGCUGGAGAACUUGAAUCCAUGACCGGAUCUCGAGUUGCGGCGGUGGUUUUUUCGCCCACCGGAAGGCCUUACACUUGCGGCAAUGUUACUUGUGCAAUUGAGAGGCACUUUUCAAGUUUUUCAGAACCAUUAUCGUCUGGGCUGAAUUCUCAUCAUUCUAAUUCUGAUGAUGUUUCUGGCAGUUCCUCGGGGCCGAGAUCAUCCCCGUCCCCGAGGAAUGGCCUCCGCGAUUGGUUGGAGGAUAUAGAUGUUGAAGAAUGUCAAAACUUGAAUCAACUCUUGUUGUUGAAGGAGCAGUUGGAAGGAACAAGAGAGAAGCUUGCUUCAGAAGAUUCUGAGUGUUUUCAGGCUCUGUUUAUGACAGGCCGACCCGUGCCAAAACCAUUAUCAAGCUCGAGUGGAAGUCGACACAAAAUAGUAUACCAGCCAGCACUGGCCUCGACCUCGAAGCAACUCGGGGGCUCGGACCAAGAUCGGGCUCGAACUGAAAUCGAGCUUAAACCAAAGCAGGCGUCUUCCAGCAAGAUCGAGCUCACAGACAAGAACCGUUGCAAUCCCACUAGAAAGAAUCUUGACAUAAAUCACGGAAAAGCUGGCUCAUCAUGGGUCUCCCACUGA
Molecule: messenger RNA, 717 nt
Organism: Nicotiana tabacum (common tobacco)
Lineage: Eukaryota; Viridiplantae; Streptophyta; Magnoliopsida; Solanales; Solanaceae
Biological process (GO): regulation of transcription by RNA polymerase II
Molecular function (GO): RNA polymerase II cis-regulatory region sequence-specific DNA binding; DNA-binding transcription factor activity, RNA polymerase II-specific; protein dimerization activity
Source: RefSeq, a predicted model, not a curated record